AUGCAUCGACACCACCUCGUCAUCUUGCUGGCAGCCAUGCUGGCAGCCAUAGCCAAGGCGGAGCCGACGCGUUGGGCUUGGGCGACGGUGGAACCCAGGUUGAGCAGACUGGUGAUUCAUGACGGCGAGCCGCCGCAGGAGAAAUCCUUCACAGAAGCGCCGCACGUCCCCGUGGCAUGGGCAAGCUUCAAGGACGACAUACACGAGAGUGGCUGGUCUUACCUCCAGAUCGAGUCCAACCCGUACGUGCAUGACGAACUGCAAGCAUACGCAGCCGGGGCCCUGGAGGCCUACCUGACACGACAGUUAAUGGAGAACCAGUGGGAGAACCUGUUCUCACGCUACUGCGAAAACCAGACCCAGUACUGCAGCAGGCUCGAAGAGUUCAUCGCCAAGAAUCUCGCGUAUUCUCACAAGCAGGAGCACCGUUUCAAGUACAGCGAUCCAUACUGGAACAUGGUGCAUCUAAUAAUGAGACAGCUGUCCGGACUAAGCGAUGUCUUCGAGAAUGAGACGCUAGACUAUUCGCACGAACUGGACAAUGCCACGCGAGCAUUCUACUUCAGCCUGGUGGGCGAUCUGUUCGACCUGGAGUUGGCCUUGGAACGGAAGAAGGACUUCAACUCAAUCGCCCAGAUCCUGUCCUGCUCAGCUCUGGUCAAAGUGCUGGGCGACUUCGAGGACAUCUACAUUUCCCAUGACACCUGGUUCCUGUACCGUGGAAUGCUACGUAUACAGAAGAAGUACAUCUUCCCCUGGCACCACACGGCUCAUCACACCGGCGUCGAGAACAUCAUCCCGGGUCACACGAUCACCAUGUCAUCCUACGCUGGAAAACUGGUCUCGUGGGAUAACUUCUACCUUACGUCGGCAGGACUGGCCAUCACAGAAACGUCAAUCGUGAACGACAACAAAGAUCUGUGGAAGUUUGUGGUGCCCGAGAGUGGUCCUUUUACCUGGGUGAGCGCCGCUGUGGCUUCCCGCCUGGCUACCUCGGGCAUCGAGUGGGUCCGUCUCCUUGGCAGAGAGAACGGCGGAACGUGCAACAGUCAGGUGUUGGUCUUGGAUUACAAGCUCUUCGUUCCUGGGACUCCCAUUGUGGACGGGACGCUUUGGAUUUACGAACAACUUCCGAAGAUGACGAGGCAGGAAGACAUUAGCAGGGCCCUUCGUGAUAACAAGUACUGGGCAAGCUAUAAUAUCGCCUAUUUCAAUGAUAUCUUCAACGUAAGCGGACAGCUGCCGAAAGUGCAGCAGUACGGCGACUUCUACACAUACGAGAACUGUCCACGUGCCAAGAUCUUCAGGCGCGACCACGUGAAGGUCAAGGACAUGAACUCUAUGAUAAAGCUUAUGAGGUACAACGACUACAAGAAUGACCCGCUCUCGCGCUGCAACUGCACGCCGCCAUACAACCCAACAUACGCCAUUGCUCCGCGCUUCGACCUCCUAGACCCGCAUGGGACUUACGACAUACCGGAUAUGUACCCGAGGGCUGUGGGCGGCAUUGAUGUGAAGCUGACGAACUACACGCUGUUCGCGUCCCUGGAGUUCGUCGGGGUGAGCGGCCCCACGUGGGACGACCAGCCGCCGUUCCAGUGGAGCACCAGCGGUUUCCUGGACGGUCAUGUCGGUCACCCCGACAAGUGGCAGUUCGGGCCGGUGAUCCGAAAGUGGGCACAGCCGCGAGUCCAGUGGCUCAGCGAGCGGGAGAGGCUUCAAAACUCCGCAGCGUCUCGCGUGUCGUGGACCGUCUAUUUGCCGCUACUGGGUGUCGCGUCAUUGAUAGGGAAUCGCCGUGUCUAUUUAUAGUUAGCUGGACUUAAUGAAUGUGUACACCGCUGGCUCUCUUACCAGAACGAAAUGGAGCUUCUUGUCGUAACUCAGCGGGCCGGGGUCUGUCCAACACGAUAUGGAGAGCUCCAAAAUGUUUAUACCAAAGAAGCUGGAAUUAUACCACCGCGGUUGUGUUUGACAUAAAAUAUUGGCAGAUAGUCGAUUUCACGCAGCACGGCAACUGACGAUUUACAUGUGUCCGUUACUCAAUGAUUCUCCAAAGAGCUUAUAGACAACAACCCAAAAAUCUCCCUUUUCAAUGAUUGCCUCCAUGACGACGUCGCCAUGAAUGGCUCCAUGCAGCUGGACAAGCUCCUCUGCGGUGUCUUCUGUUUCGUAAUCCUCGGCGUGUACCAGCUAAAAAAUGAACGUAUUUAGGUGGAAUUUGUAUGCCCUACUAUUGAUUACAUUUCUCCUCUCAGGUAACCAUGGAAUUAAGAAAGGCACUCUGAACAGGCUUGGACAUUUUCAAUGCACUGCCGUGCUUUUUUUUUUUCUAAUGGAAGUUGUGAGUUGUGAGCCUGUCGAUGUCAAUAUUUUGCAGCGUUGAAAACGCACUGGUCCGAAGAAACUCGGAGCAAUCUGACACACGAAGAUCCAGUGGUCGGGAGUGCGAAUUCUGGCAUAGAAAUAAAUGAAAAUGAAGUUUCCCGUUGAUAUAUAUAGGACAUCAGAUCCGUUUCCCGCAUGCUAGAGGGCCGGCAGAGUGAGGUGCGUGUCGAGAUAAAGAAAAGCGCCAAGCAACGGUUGAGGAAGUGCGCUGCAGAAGCGCCUGUUACAAAUUUUAAUAGAAUAUUUUAUAGCUUGCGGCUUCCAUGGACAGCCACUCAUCUCAACAACGCAGCAUUCCAGACUCUUCAUCACAUCUUUAAAUUAGUGCAAAUAAUUGAAAAACUUUGACAGGACGCAGGCCUGAUGGCUAAUUGUAAUAACUGAAAAUUCAAAGCUCGAAUCAUCUACGUUUAUUGAACUCAAUAAACCCCGUCCAUCAUUCAUUUCUUCUUUUCCGAAUGCAUAAUAAAAACUUUUACAUCAACACUGGUGUA
This is a messenger RNA of Dermacentor silvarum, 2882 nucleotides long. RefSeq names its product putative phospholipase B-like 2. Gene Ontology annotation, cellular component: extracellular region. The transcript is spliced from 11 exons. The record is from RefSeq and is a predicted model, not a curated record. Lineage: Eukaryota; Metazoa; Arthropoda; Arachnida; Ixodida; Ixodidae. Gene Ontology annotation, biological process: phospholipid catabolic process. Gene Ontology annotation, molecular function: glycerophospholipase activity. The coding region runs from base 1 to 1812 and encodes 603 amino acids.